Dimorphilus gyrociliatus is the source of this 595-nucleotide messenger RNA. The record is from the annotation of a GenBank genome assembly. Lineage: Eukaryota; Metazoa; Annelida; Polychaeta; Dinophilidae.
AAUGGAGACCAUGAGCGGAAAGCUGAAUGAGCAAGUCAACGCAAAAUUAGAAGGAACUGUCCGAAAGGAGCAGAUGGAAACCCUCCAAGAGAGAAUUGAGAGGGAUGUCAAGAAACUCAAGUCUGAAGCUAAGGAGUUGAAGCGCAAGACUCAACCAUUGUUGCCUACGGCUAUAAGUCAAAGAAAAUCAGCCGCUGACGACCUACAUAUGAGGGAACGAGCGGGCCCCACAGAGAUGCUGAGGCCAAUGGGACUGUACGAGACAUCAGAAAGACCCGUAUUUAAGGGUGACAUCACUCAUUUCAAGGCCUUUAUGAUGGAUCUUAAACAACUAGUAGACCAGUUUGAUGUGAGAGAUUGGGGCAAGCUGGCCUUAUUGACAGCGCAAUGCAAGAUUAGAGAGGAUGGGGGCGAAAUCACUGUUGAGAAAAUUGCAUCCAUCGUAAAGGAGGACGCAAAAUCUAUAAGGAAUGCAAAAAUUCACCUCUCAACCAAAUCAACGCUGAGAAAUGUCCUGGAUACGGCAGCAGACAUUACCCUAGUCAGAACAGGAGCUUUGAGACAGAUAAAUGAGAAGCAAAUAAAUAUACUUUGA